AUGGCACUACCAAUGAAGACUGGUAGACGCAAUCCCUCUUAUUCUUUCCUGGAUCCGAAUCUGGAUUCCCUUGGGUGUUUAGCAAAGAAGAUUACGCCAGAUGAGUCAACCAAUUUCCGAGGAAUAUAUGGGUACAUUCUGAGCCUUCUCAAGAUGCCGUUCACCAAGUACGAGCAAAAGGGAGUUCAUACUUUGCUUCAGUUCUAUAAUCCUACCCUUCGCUGCUUCACGUUCACCGACUACCUCUUGGUUCCGACAUUAGAAGAAUAUUCCCUAAUUCUUGGCGUUCCUAUAAAGAAGGAAGUACCAUACUAUGGCACCAUGAAGGCCCCUGAUUCCAUUGAAAUUGCUAAGGCUCUUUAUUUGAGCAAAUCGGUCGUGGAAGCAAAUCUCACUAAGAAGGGAGGAGGUCUUGGUUUUUGCAUGGAGUUUCUGGUCAAAAGGGGUUGUGAGGCUGCUGAAGCAAAGGAAUGGGACACAUUUAGGGCUAUCCUGGCUCUAGGUAUCUAUGGUAUCAUGAUGUUCUCGAACAUUCCUAACUUUGUUGACAUGAAUGCAAUUCAUAUGUUCAUUCUGCAGAAUCCGGUUCCUACACUUUUGGGGGAUGUUUAUCACUCCAUUCAUCACAAGAGUAGUCAGAAGGGAGGUUUGGUUAGAUUCUGUGCUCCGUUGUUAUAUCGUUGGUUCAGGUCACAUUUGCCUGAGUGUGGCGCUUUCGUUGAUAAUAGGCACACAUCUAAGUGGGCUGAGAGGAUUAUGGGGCUUAGGGCCAAAGAUAUUGUCUGGCACAACAGAUCCUUAGAUGACAUGGAAGUUAUUAUGGGUUGCGGAAAGUUCAAAAAUGUACCUCUCAUGGGUCUUAGCGGUGGAAUAAACUAUAAUCCCGUCCUGGCUAGGAGAACAUUUGGAUAUGCUUUUAUCAGUCCCCCGGAGCAGACAUAA
This is a messenger RNA of Vicia villosa (hairy vetch), 942 nucleotides long. RefSeq lists its product as uncharacterized. Bases 1 to 942 code for a protein of 313 amino acids. The record is from RefSeq and is a predicted model, not a curated record. NCBI's taxonomy places the organism in Eukaryota, Viridiplantae, Streptophyta, Magnoliopsida, Fabales, Fabaceae. The transcript has a single exon.